Messenger RNA from Colletotrichum higginsianum IMI 349063, 1137 nucleotides. Its product is annotated as Alpha beta hydrolase fold protein. Gene Ontology annotation, molecular function: hydrolase activity. The transcript has 2 exons. Lineage: Eukaryota; Fungi; Ascomycota; Sordariomycetes; Glomerellales; Glomerellaceae. Bases 1 to 1137 code for a protein of 378 amino acids. The record is from RefSeq and is a predicted model, not a curated record.
AUGGCCGAAGAUCAGAAUAACACCACGGACGACGCGUACCGUGUCCAAGAGCUGCCGUUCCUGUCAAAGGUCAGGCACGGCGCCACGGCUUUUGCGAUCCAAAAUCUCUUGGUUAAGCCCGCGCUUUUCGUCCGCGAUGUCAAAGCACACAUCGUCCCGCCCGAGAACCGGCCAGAGAUCGUGAAGACUUACGAGUGCCGACCGUAUCUCCCUGUCAGGAUCUUCUUUCCCAAAUGCCAUGACAAAACGUCCAAAGACCAGCUGCCAGUCCUUUUCACCAUCCAUGGCGGCGGGUUUGUGGUCGGAACUCCCAAUGACACUGACGACUGGAAUCAGACGUACGCGUCUGUUCAUCACUCCAUUGUCAUUGGACUCAACUACGGCAAAGCUCCGGCCAACCCGUUCCCCAAGCCGAUCCACGACUGCGAAGCACUCUUCCUCGCCGCUUUGAACGACGAGUCUCUCCCCUUGGAUCGGACUAGAGUUGCUCUCCUUGGGUGGUCCGCGGGAGGCAACUUGACACUUGCAAUCGCACAGCUUGAGAGUGUCAGGAAGCACUUGACUUGCAUCGUCCCGUUGUAUCCUGCCAUCGACCUCUCCAUUACAGGAGAGAUGAAGGCUCAGUCGCGGCGGUAUAAGCCCGAACUAGGUGGCUUCCGCGCAAAGGAGGUCGACUACCUGCUCGGUAUGGCCCCGACGUUUGACUGGGCUUACAAGACCCUCGGAGAGAACUCCCGCAAUCCUCUCAUGAGCCCGUGUUACGCCACAAAAGAUGCGCUGCCGAAGCGUGUCUUCAUCAUCGCCUGCGAGCUUGACAUGCUCGCUCACGAGGGCCAGAGGCUCAUUCAUCGGCUGGCGGAUCGUCCACCGCCGCCCGCUGUGGUCGGGAAACAGGAGACUGUGGGGAAGGGGGAGCUCAUUUUUGAUGACGAAAGGUUCCAUUUCGAGGUGUCGAACGCCGAUGGGAGUCUCUACAGGUGGCUUCUGGUACCCGACACCGUCCACGGAUUUGACCAGCACCUGUCUGGGAUGGUUCGCGAUCCCGUGCUCAUCGAAGACGCCGAGAUCAAGACGCAGAAGACCAUUAAAAUCAUCGGGGAAUGGGUUCUGCAAGCACCUCCCGUCGUCGCAACCUGA